GAUCAUUAUGGCUGACGACUUUGACGUUGAGGCCAUGUUGGAGGCUCCUUACAGAAAGGAUGAGAACAAGUCCUCUCAUGCCAACGGACACGAUGACCACAAGAAGAAAAGGAGAAGCAGGAGCCGAAGCCCAGGCUCAAGAAAGAAGAAAAGCAGAAGUAGGAGCAAAGACAGAAAGAAGAGCAAGAAGAGGAGCAAGAGCCGAGAGAAAAAACGCAGCCGCAGCAAAGAGCGCCACCGCAGCCGCUCCCGAAGCAAAGAUCGCUCAGGACGCUACAAAGCACGCCGGAGUCCCAUUCGGAAACGUUCCAAAAGUCGGAGUCCCUUUAAAAAAGAGAAGAGUCCUGUCAGACAACCAAUUGACAAUCUAACACCGGAGGAGAGAGAUGCCCGCACUGUUUUCUGCAUGCAGCUUGCUGCACGAAUCAGAGCUCGAGACCUGGAGGACUUUUUCUCAGCUGUAGGAAAGGUUCGAGAUGUGCGAAUAAUCUCUGACAGAAACUCUCGGAGGUCAAAGGGUAUCGCAUACAUAGAGUUUGUAGAGGCAUCCUCAGUUCCACUGGCUAUUGGACUCACUGGACAGAGGCUUUUAGGGGUUCCCAUCAUCGUCCAGGCCUCUCAGGCAGAGAAAAAUAGAGCAGCUGCAGCAGCGAACAACCUGCAGAAGGGCAGCGCAGGCCCCAUGCGGCUGUACGUGGGCUCCCUGCACUUCAACAUCACUGAAGAAAUGCUGCGAGGGAUCUUUGAGCCCUUUGGAAAGAUUGAAGGGAUCCAGCUCAUGAUGGACAGCGAGACCGGGCGAUCCAAAGGAUAUGGCUUCAUAUCGUUUGCAGAUGCAGAGUGUGCAAAAAAGGCGUUGGAACAGCUGAACGGCUUUGAGCUGGCUGGACGUCCCAUGAAAGUGGGACAUGUCACAGAGCGCUCAGACUCAUCAACAGCAAGCUCAUUCCUGGACAAUGACGAGCUAGAAAGGACUGGGAUUGACUUGGGCACAACAGGCCGUCUACAGCUUAUGGCUCGACUUGCAGAAGGAACCGGCCUGAAGAUCCCUCCUGCUGCCCAGCAGGCUCUCCAGAUGACUGGAUCCAUACCUUUUGGGAACAUCAGUGCUCCAGCAGCUCCAAGUCAGGCUUUGAACCUCCCAUCCCAGCCCCUGGCCACUCACUGCCUUCAGCUGUCUAACCUGUUCAACCCGCAAGCGGAAAAUGAUCCAGGCUGGGCCACUGAAAUUCAAGAUGAUGUGAUUGAGGAGUGCAACAAGCACGGGGGAGUUGUUCACAUCUAUGUUGAUAAGAAUUCAGCUCAAGGUAACGUGUACGUGAAGUGUCCCUCUAUACCUGCAGCUAUGGCAACUGUUAAUGCACUUCAUGGACGCUGGUUUGCAGGAAAAAUGAUAACGGCUGCCUACGUUCCCUUACCAACCUACCACAACCUUUUCCCAGACUCAGUAACAGCAAAGCAGCUUCUAAUGCCAGCACGCCGAUAGUCUGAGACACAGUGGAGAGUUGGUGUAAAUACAUUUGUUUGCAUUCAUAGAAGUGUCAUUGAAGCAAAUGCAUUGAAAUUAGUUGGCUGUGUGUAAUAAAAGUGGCCUCACAUUCAGAAUUGAAAUGUAGAAUUUUGUUUUUCUUUAAGUUACUUUCAAAUUUUGUGGGUUUGUGUUGUAAGCUACCACUGAGAAUAUCUCCAGGUAUGUUUCAGUCUGUAUGUUUUUAAAUAUUACCAUCUUAUCUGCUUGUUUAAAAAAAAAUAAAAAAUCAACAGUUUUAGAUAUGAAUACAUUGCAAAAAGUUCCAGAAAUGUUGGGUUGAGAGGCCUUAAAUGCCAAAAGUAUAUCAAUGUCAAUAAUCCUUUGUAACUUUUUACAGCCAUAAUUUUUUUUUUUUUGUAUGAAGGCUUCCAAUAAAUUUGGCAACUUCUAUUUAAUUUGUUUUCAUCCCCUUUUUGGGGCAUUUGUCAAUCCAAGAUCAAUUUGAAUUGCCUCUGAUUAAAGUCUUAAUUACAGCAUUGGACCCAUUUGUCAAUGAAAUUUUAAUACUUUGUCAAAGUUGAGUAUGUUGGCUGUCAUAUUUAGAUUGGACAUAAAUACAAGUCAUGCUGGAAAGUCGUUUACAGUACUUUCCAUGGAGCCCCCUGAAUUUACAAUGAUUUGGUGAUAAACUGUUUUUGGAAGGAUGAAUAUCAAGUUGUGCUUUAGAACUGUACCUCCAUGUAAAUGCCACCUCCAGUGAAUUAACUUGUUAAUGUACUUGGCCCUCUGGUUACUGCUUAGAGCCACCAUAGGAAAUAAAAACUGUUCUACAGGGUGGAUUAGACCACAUUUACAAAA
Menidia menidia (Atlantic silverside) is the source of this 2329-nucleotide messenger RNA. The record is from the annotation of a GenBank genome assembly. Lineage: Eukaryota; Metazoa; Chordata; Actinopteri; Atheriniformes; Atherinopsidae.